Molecule: messenger RNA, 1208 nt
Organism: Gastrolobium bilobum
Lineage: Eukaryota; Viridiplantae; Streptophyta; Magnoliopsida; Fabales; Fabaceae
Exons: 6
Coding region: 326-1063 (245 amino acids)
Source: RefSeq, a predicted model, not a curated record
UAGCAACUCAUAACCCUCUGUUUACACAUUUCUUUGGCACGAACGCACGCUUUGCUGUGUUUGCUCUGAAUUGGAAGAUUCGAGAAACCCUACGACCCAGUAAAUCGACGACUUUGUUGCUUAAUUAUGCUCAGUCCUGGUGGACCAUUGUAGAUGUUCUUUUAGGGGUCUUUCCUCAAAGUUCAAAACAUUCUGAAUCCAAGUCAAAGUUGCUGGAGUCUAAUAAGCAUGCGUAGUAGAGGAGGGAAUGAUUUGACAAGGACCUCCUGUUGAUUAUCAAGUCAAUCCAUAAGUUGCUCUCAAACCCAACACAUCUGUUUCGGGAAUGCAGAAUAAUUCUGUAAGAAAUUAUCAUACAGGCCAGCCUGACUUUUCUACUGAGAAUAAGACUUCAAGUAUAGAGGUGCAUUUGAAGAGGGAUAGAUAUGGAUCAAAUGUAUAUGGUUUCCCCAUUCCUGCACAUAAUGAAGCUCAAGCGAAUAAUGGGAUAAGACCUUACAUCCAGGAUGAAACAAUUGACCCCAAAUUCAGUGAGCGGAUCCAACCCAACCAAGAAAUGGACCCGCCUCAUGAGCAAGACAUGGAAAUCGGAUAUGAAGACAGUCCACCACCACCAACUUAUGAGCGUCUUGAACAAAGAUUUAUUGAUGAAAUCGUGAAAUUGGCCAGGGAGAGAAGUGAUGCAGAGGAUGCAGAAUUUACUAGGCACAAAGAGAGAAUACUUGAGAUAGACAGAGAGUACAGGGAGAAGUUAUCUUCACUCAGAGCUCAACAAGCAACCCGGAGAGAAGAGUUUCUCAGUAAGGAAUUACAGACAAGAUUGAAUCAGUAUCAUGAAGGUAAAAGAAAACACUGCCCCAAUAUGAAGGUGCCAGAUGUCCAUGGCUAUGUAACAUUCACUGCAGGAGAAUCAAUUAGUAGGUUUGGUGGUGGUACUGAGUAUAAACAUGAUGGAGAACAAACCAAGUGUUUAUCAAGUGGGAGAAGUCAAGGAAGUGAGGUAAGGGUUCCAUUGCCCCCUGGUCGUGUUUACAACAACAGUGCUGUAUAUAACAACACUUAAUCCUACCCCAUCACCCUCUAUCACUUGGAGUGAGAAUCAGAUAUCCCUCUCAUAUGCUAACAAAUCUUCCCCGAAGAAAGAACCGUCUUUUAUGUAUGACUGAAAUUUGUGUUAUGCAUUGCAUAUUCUUAACGUGCAAGUAGAA